Messenger RNA from Hydra vulgaris (swiftwater hydra), 1084 nucleotides. RefSeq lists its product as uncharacterized. Lineage: Eukaryota; Metazoa; Cnidaria; Hydrozoa; Anthoathecata; Hydridae. The record is from RefSeq and is a predicted model, not a curated record.
GUUAGAGGUUUUGAAACAUCAUAAGAAAGAUAUAUAAAGUUUAUAAAGGUUUCGUAAAACUUUGCAAUGAACCAAAAUAAAUAUUUGCAGAUCAAUUUUUUGUUCAUAUUAUUUUUUACUUGCUAUAUUUAUAAUUCGCAUCAGAUGGUUCUAGUGAGCGAACCAACAGACAUAAUAAAAGGCAAUUAUCUAUCAACCUUAACAAUACCUAAAGUGUAUGAAAUAUCCUUCGAAGUUUACCUAACUUCUGUUUCAACCACACCAACAAACUUAAUUCAUUUUACGACUGGAAAUAAUUGUUGUGGUUACGGAACAAGAAUCGCGUCUGUGUUUGUUUCUAGUCAAAGCACGCUUGCAGAAUUUACUGCACCGGUGAACGGAAAUGGCAAUUAUCAUUUCUUUGCAAAGUUACCGUUAAUGAAAUGGACAAAAAUUACUUCAAAACAGUAUUUAAGUCAUGGAAUGUACUUUUAUGCUGUCGAAAUUGAUGGGCAGACCGUUCAUAUAGUGCAAAAUAAUGACACAAGAAUAUUUGAAAACGUUAAACUAUAUAUCAGCAAUGUAUGGUUUAAUGCAACAAAAGGAUUCAUAAGAAACUUAGCCGUACCAAUGCUGGAAACUAACAGUAACUCGUUUACUAGAGACGUAAUGAGUGAAGCUACGAUAGCUAUGUCGGAUGUUAUUAAAGUUCCUUUAACAGUUAUAUUUGGAGCUGACGCCAUUGUUACUUAUAUCGAUCCUUCAGAUGAAGCCUCUGAUGCUGACACGUGCAUCUUCACUUGCCUACAAAACGCAAAAUGUUUUUCUUUAAGUUAUUCGCAAACUGGGCGAGUGUGCAUGAUAUACGAUGUAAAUAUCAGAACUAAUCAAAACUCUUUUGGCAGUAAUAUAAAUUGGGAUACAUACGUAUUAUGAAGUUUGCAUCAAACUGAAUUUUUGUGAUUAAAUGGAGCUAUAACAUGUUAAACAAAAAACAUAAUGUAUAUAUAUAUAUAUAUAUAUAUAUAUUAUAUAUAUAUAUAUAUAUUAAACUUUUUGUUGAGAGUUUGAAUUAAAACCCAUCUUGCUCUAUUCGCCAUCUUGC